GUAGUUGUAAGGGGCCUGAAAACGCUGCGCUCCGGCAGUUAGGCUAAUGGUUCCCACACGAACAUCAUAAGACAUAUGUUUGCAAAAAAAAAAAAGACAAUUACCCUUGCAUCACUUUUAAAGCUCUUUCGGGUUUGAAGCUUAAAAAAUUAGAUUUUUCAAAGUGUCGAGUUCUUAUUUCUUAUUCUUAACAAGUCACUUCAUUUGUUGGUUGGAUCUGCUUCAGAUUCUUGCGAUCUCAAGUUUGAGUGAGAAAACCUGUUGAAGACUAGGAAAAUCAGGUAAAGGACAAGAAUUUAGGAAUGGGGUUGCAAACUUCCUCUUUAAUAUUCGUCUAAAAUUGGCCAGGCAGAAGAGCUGGUUGUUGUUUGCUCUGAUGAUUCAGAAUGAAAAGGUGGUAUGGUGGCGUGUUGAUUGUAGUUCUUGCUAUAAUCUUGGUAUUCAAUUAUAGCCUUAGAGAAAGCCAGCCAAAAAGGCAGUCUGCCUAUGACUUUUUCAGAAACCAUCCAGCUGAAGAUUCUCACAGGAAGGAAAAUGAUUCCAUUAAAUCUCUCAAGGUAGAAGAGAAGAAACUACCCUUAAUAAAGAAGCCCAAACUUAUCGAUGUUGAAGGGCUCAAUGAUUUGUAUUCUCCAAGAAAUAUUUCUGAAAAGGAGUCAAAGGCCUUGCUCUUGUGGCCUUAUAUGCGCUUGCUAUUGUCAAGGUCUGAUGCUUUACCUGAAACUGGUCAAGGGAUUAAAGAGGCUGCUAUAGCAUGGAAAGAAUUAGUUGCUGUGAUUGAGGAAGAGAAAACCACCAACAACCGACUAAAAGAGAAAAAUUGCCCUUUCUCGGUUAGUAACCUUGGCAGUACAUCGUUCAGUGCUGGAAAUAUAUUUGAACUGCCUUGUGGUCUGGUUGAGGAUUCAUCCAUCACAGUAAUUGGCAUCCCUGAUGGGCGGAGUUUUGAAAUUGUAAUUUCAGGAUCAAACUUUUCCGGGGAACCAAAGCCUCCUGUUAUAUUGCAUUACAACAUCAGUGUUGCUGGGGAUAAUAUGACAGAAGAGCCAUUUAUAGUUCAAAAUACAUGGAGUAAUGAACUUGGUUGGGGAAAAGAGGAAAAGUGUCCUGCUCAUGUAUCUUCUAACUUAAAAGUUGAUGGACUUGGUCUUUGCAAUGAACAACUUGUCAGAAGCUCUAUGGAAGAAAAUCAGAAUGUAAGUCUUUCUAGUGGUGAUGCUUCCACAAAUGCUUCCCAGGGAAGCAGCCAUGCAAGUGCCAAUUUCCCAUUCAUUAAAGGGAACCCAUUCACUGCCACCUUAUGGGUUGGUUUAGAGGGGUUCCAUAUGACUGUAAAUGGAAGGCAUGAAACGUCAUUUGCAUACAGGGAGAAACUUGAACCAUGGUCAGUUAGUGGAGUCAAAGUGGCCGGUGGUUUGGACCUAUUAUCUGCCUUUGCAAAAGGCUUGCCUGUUCCUGAAGACCAUGAUUCAAUUGUUAAUUCCAAGCAUCUUAAAGCUCCUGCAAUUACUAGAAAAAGACUUCUAAUGUUGGUAGGGGUCUUCUCCACUGGAAAUAAUUUUGAGCGUCGUAUGGCAUUGAGAAGAUCUUGGAUGCAAUUUGAGGCUGUACGCUUGGGGGAUGUAGCAGUUCGGUUUUUCAUUGGCCUAAAUAAAAAUGGACAAGUCAACUUGGAGCUGUGGAAAGAAGCUCAAGCAUAUGGAGACAUCCAGUUUAUGCCCUUUGUUGAUUACUACGGUCUGAUCAGUCUGAAAACUAUUGCAAUUUGCAUUAUGGGGACUAAGAUUCUUCCUGCAAAAUAUAUCAUGAAAACAGAUGAUGAUGCCUUUGUCAGGAUUGAUGAGGUUCUCUCCAGCCUCAAGGGAAAGGCUUCAGAUGGCCUGUUAUAUGGCCUUAUAUCAUUCGAUUCAUCUCCUCAUAGGGAUAAAGACAGCAAAUGGUACAUCAGUGAUAAGGAAUGGCCACUUUCUUCAUAUCCACCAUGGGCCCAUGGUCCCGGUUAUAUUGUCUCUCAAGACAUUGCAAACUUCAUUGUCCAAGGGCACCAAGAAAGAGAACUCAAGCUUUUCAAGCUAGAAGAUGUUGCAAUGGGAAUUUGGAUUAAAGAAUUAAAAAAUAGUGGUCAAGAAGUGCAUUAUAUCACUGAUGAGAGAUUCUACAAUGCUGGAUGUGAGUCAGAUUACAUUCUUGCUCACUAUCAAGGACCGAGGAAGGUGUUAUGCCUUUGGGAAAAGUUGCAGAAAGAGCACCAGGCCAACUGUUGUGAGUAAUAAUUCAACCAUGCUCAACUCCAACAACGGCUUGAGACGUUUAACAUCGAAACCAAAGACAAACCUUUUUGGUGAUCAGUUCAUGUCACUAUGACAUUGAGACAACGCCACUAUGAGCUUUAAGCAAAGUGAAUCUCGGAUGGAGUCAGACUUAUGUCUCCUUGUGUAAUUACACCAAAUCAUUUGGUGUCAUUUUUUUUUGUUCAUUUCUUAUUCCUUACAAUUAUCGUCUGUGUUGGGUAACCAUAGAAAGAUGGGCUAUGGAACUGUGAUUUGUCCCUAUAGGAACUCAAAUCUGAAUGAUUUGUCCCUAUAGGAACUCAAAUCUGAAUGAUCAUUCAUAUGAACUCUUGAUCUAACCAAUUCUUUAUGCAACUAGUCUACAACUGGUCUUUGAUGGUGGAAUACGUUUUAUGUUGAUUUUACAAGUGUUCAUUACUGCAAGAGAAGAAGAGUAAAUGGUUGUGAUUUUUCUUAACAGCCUCCCAUUAAGUGGAAAGGCAGACAAUAAGACUAACAAGAUUGAACAACAACAAAUGUCUUUAUUUGAUAAAAGGGAAUGAGAGACUGAAAAUUUUUUUUUUUUUAAGCCAUUUGGCGGCAUGGCUGCUUGGUGUAACAGGGCCUGAGAUGAUGGCCACUAUACUAGUAUUUUUGAAGUUUGACUAUGACAAAUCCUCGACAUAGCUUUAUCCUUGGAAAAUAUCAAUCAUGUCUUGGCCAAAGAGCACCAUUGGCAUUGACUUCCGUCGCCGCACUUGAGAAUUGAUGAAGCAAAUCUCCAAAUGGGCUGUUGAGUUUGUAGCAUUCAAAUAUUGUUGAGAUAACUUCAAUCCACUAAAUUAAAUAAAGCACUCCAACUCCA
This is a messenger RNA of Durio zibethinus, 3135 nucleotides long. RefSeq names its product Galactosyltransferase family protein. Gene Ontology annotation, molecular function: galactosyltransferase activity; carbohydrate binding. Gene Ontology annotation, cellular component: Golgi membrane. NCBI's taxonomy places the organism in Eukaryota, Viridiplantae, Streptophyta, Magnoliopsida, Malvales, Malvaceae. The record is from RefSeq and is a predicted model, not a curated record.